This is a messenger RNA of Hydatigera taeniaeformis, 870 nucleotides long. The record is from the annotation of a GenBank genome assembly. Lineage: Eukaryota; Metazoa; Platyhelminthes; Cestoda; Cyclophyllidea; Taeniidae.
AUGACUAUGCUAAUAUUCAUGCUCUUUUACACCGUAGACGACAAGGCUCUGAAACUAAAUCAUCAGCCAAUCAAUUCAGUUACCCGACUCAAACGGCCUCGUCGACCACAAGCGCCGACUUUGACCUUUUCCAAUUCACCCCCUGCCACUCUUCCACCUUCACCCCUUAUUACACCUACGUCAUCGCCCUCCACCGCUUCGCCCUCCGCCUCCGCUUCGUCUUCUGGAUCAGUUGCCAGUCUCACGCUCUCCUCCCUCAUUACUUCCUACACCUCCUCCUCUCCUGAUCGCGGUGUCAUCGAUUUUCGGCCACAGAGAGGCCUUUUUCGUUCUUGCUCAGAUACCCCUCCCAUCUCUCCCGAGAAAAUUGUCGGAGCUGUCCCCACUUUCACUCCAAUCCCGGUACCUCUAGCUGGUGGAAGUUUAAGGGAGACAAUACCGCCGGAGGACGCCUAUGAACCGGUUUAUGAGGAACCGAUUCAGCUAGAAUGCCAAACUUACAAGUGUCCGACACCAGCUCUCGGAGCGCCUGGUUUGCAGAUAGCAUCUGCAGUUCAAGCCUCCGCCGCUGCCUCCUCCUCCUCCAACACUCCACCAUUCCGUCGUUCAGGUAGAAAUUGGUUGCCCUCAGGUGGGUGUUUCUUUCCACCACCUCACGCGGCUUCCGCACUGAAGUCGGAGUUCGUGGAGCUAAUGGACACGCUCGUGGCAUCUACUGCACUUGUUUCACCUUCGCUAAACAGAUAUGAUAGCGGAAGCACCAUUCGAUCGAAAUACGGGGUAAGAAAUCUCAUACUGAGAACGUUCUUCCAAAAAGCUGCUGAUAUGUCUCUGUACCGUUGUGACAUGGCCACUACUUCUUGUACUUAG